AUCAGCAGCUUGCUAAGUAGGAGACAACUCGUUCCAUGAGAUGAAAGCCUCGACAGAUCUCUGCACUAACCGACACGUCGUUUCGUAAUUUCCGUUUUGAAUCUCGGAAAGUAGAGUGAAAAAGGAGAACCCGAAGUAGCCACUGUGUUGAGUUACAUAAGCCCUUUUACCAGAGUGAAGAAUCAGUCAUCCCUAAUUACUAAUUUUAUUGGAAAUUGAAUUGCAGAUUUCUUCUAAUUUUCCAAUCUCAGCUGCUGUGCAGGAAGGCUCCAAUCUCUCUCUCUAGUUGUAAACUACAGGAAUUGAGAAAGCAAAAAGAAGAAUCGAGGAGGAGAAAUGUCGGUGCAGGAAUACCUAGAUAAGCACAUGCUCUCUCGUAAAAUCGAAGACGCCGUCAAUGCGGCCGUCAGGGCCAAAACUCCCGAUCCUGUUCUCUUCAUAUCAAAUCACAUGAGAAAAGUGGUUCCGUCAGUGAUAACGAAAAUAAAAGGGAGGCAGAUCCUGGAUAGCAGAGGGAUUCCUACUGUUGAAGUUGACUUGUUCACCAACAAAGGCAGCUUCCGUGCAUCUGUUCCUAGCGGUCAUGUUACUGGCAUGUAUGAAGCUGUUGAACUGAGAGAUGGGGACAAAGGAAUGUAUCUCGGAAACAGUGUGACUAGAGCUGUUAAGAACAUUAAUGAGAAGAUAUCUGAAACACUGAUUGGCAUGGACCCGACACUUCAGUCUCAAAUUGAUCAGGCUAUGAUAGACUUGGACAAAACAGAAAAAAAGGGUCAACUUGGAGCAAAUGCUAUGUUAGCUGUGUCAAUUGCUGCAUGCAAAGCUGGAGCCGCUGAAAAGGAGAUUCCACUUUACAAACACAUUUCUGAUCUUUCCGGCAAAACCAACCCGACUCUUCCUGUCCCAGCUUUCACUGUCAUAAGUGGUGGAAAACAUGCAGGGAACAAUCUAGCCAUUCAGGAAAUCAUGAUUCUUCCAAUUGGAGCCAGCAGAUUUGAGGAGGCACUACAAAUGGGUUCUGAAACAUACCAUCAUCUAAAGGCUGUUAUAAAAGAAAAAUAUGGUGAACAAGGAUGCAAUGUUGGUGAAGAUGGUGGUUUUUCUCCAAACUUAUCCAGUGUUCAAGAAGGAUUGAAUCUUGUUAAAGAGGCUAUCAGCAGAACAGGGUACAGUGAGAAAAUUAAGAUGGCCAUUGAUGUCGCUGCUACCACCUUUUGCAUAGGUACCAAGUAUGAUUUGGACUACAAAUUCCAAAAUAAAUCUGGGCAGAAUUUCAAGUCAGGAGAUGAUAUGAUUAAGAUGUACGAAGAACUAUGUGCUGCGUACCCAAUUGUUUCGAUUGAAGAUCCAUUUGAUAAGGAGGAUUGGGAACAUGUCAAGCGUUUCUCUGACCUUGGACUUUGUCAGGUAUGUUCAUUAAAUUUGGGUUUAUCUUUUGUUUACAUACAUACGAGGAGCUGUAAAAGGAUUUGUUCUCAGGUUGUAGGGGAUAACUUAUUGAUGUCAAAUCACAAACGUAUUGAAAGAGCAAUACAUGAGUCCAGUUGCACUGCACUUCUUCUCAAGGUAAAUCAGAUUGGGACAGUAACAGAAGCCCUUGAAGUGGUGAAGCUGGCAAAGGAUGCCCACUGGGGUGUGGUGGUAUCUCAUAGAAGUGGAGAAACAGAAGAUUCUUUUAUAGCUGAUUUAUCUGUUGGCCUUGCCAUGGGUCAGAUCAAAACAGGCGCUCCUUGCAGGGGAGAGCGACUAGCAAAAUACAACCAGUUGCUUCGGAUUGAGGAAGAACUGGGUGAUCAAGCAGUUUAUGCAGGUGAAGAUUGGAGAGCAACCUGAUCAGUCCUUCAAAGCUUUUCAUCCUGCAGUCCUUUAUGAUCUAAGUUUGAGGCAUCAAAAGUAAAACUCCCUUUGUAUUGAGCAAGUGGCAUUCUGGAGCAAUGUUGUAAGUCUUUCUUUUGGCUUCGUGUGAGUGUGCCCCCACCCUAUUUUUUUGGAGAACAUGAAGGUGCUUUCAGAAAACUUAGUUGAGUCAGCCAAAGUUCUGUUACAGACCUUGUUUUUAGGUAACUGUAAAGGGAAAAUUCAUUCCUGAUCUGUAGUGCAAAAUCCCUUUAUCUUUUUAGUUCUUUAGCUACUGUUUGUGUGUUACGGAUUAUGCAGAUCUUAAAGCUUUUCAAUCCUUUGACUUGUUCCAGUUCAUUUCCUA
Populus euphratica (Euphrates poplar) is the source of this 2203-nucleotide messenger RNA. Its product is annotated as cytosolic enolase 3-like. The transcript has 12 exons. Gene Ontology annotation, molecular function: phosphopyruvate hydratase activity; magnesium ion binding. Gene Ontology annotation, biological process: glycolytic process. The record is from RefSeq and is a predicted model, not a curated record. Gene Ontology annotation, cellular component: phosphopyruvate hydratase complex. Lineage: Eukaryota; Viridiplantae; Streptophyta; Magnoliopsida; Malpighiales; Salicaceae. The coding region runs from base 337 to 1833 and encodes 498 amino acids.